Pectinophora gossypiella (pink bollworm) is the source of this 409-nucleotide messenger RNA. RefSeq names its product vacuolar ATPase assembly integral membrane protein VMA21 homolog. The record is from RefSeq and is a predicted model, not a curated record. The coding region runs from base 134 to 409 and encodes 91 amino acids. Lineage: Eukaryota; Metazoa; Arthropoda; Insecta; Lepidoptera; Gelechiidae. The transcript is spliced from 2 exons. Gene Ontology annotation, cellular component: endoplasmic reticulum membrane. Gene Ontology annotation, biological process: vacuolar proton-transporting V-type ATPase complex assembly.
UUUAUGGUAUUUAUUCGUUCUUACAUUCGUUCUCUUGCGUGAUUGAUUGAUUUGAUUUUAAUGAAGUCGAGUGAUAAGCUGAAUUUUUCGUUUUCGUUUAUUUUGUUUGUUUUAAUUUCUUUUCUACCUUAUAAUGACUGAAGUGAAAGCAAGUGAAAUACCGGAUUUCCAGGUGUUUACGACGGUAAUAAGGUAUUGUUUACUGAUUAUCAGCAUCCCUGUGCUAUCCUUCUUCCUUGCGAAGCUCGUGUUAUUUGAUGGGAUCUUGAAAUUGGAACCGAUUACAAGCAGCGUGUAUUCGGCUGUUGUAGCCGUACUCGUUCUACAUAUCGCGCUAGCAUUAUACAUCUACAGGGCUUAUUACGAAGCUGAGAGGCCUCCGCCACCAAAGCCCGUCAAGAAGGACUAA